Molecule: messenger RNA, 1398 nt
Organism: Naegleria lovaniensis
Lineage: Eukaryota; Heterolobosea; Eutetramitea; Acrasida; Naegleriidae
Exons: 11
Coding region: 1-1398 (465 amino acids)
Biological process (GO): nucleotide catabolic process
Molecular function (GO): hydrolase activity
Source: RefSeq, a predicted model, not a curated record
AUGAGCGCCUUUCACUGGAAGUUGUUGAAAGAGAGAGCUUUCCAUCCCACGGAGACUUUGAAAAAGACUGUUUUUACAGUGAUUAUGGUGAAUGAUGUUUAUGAAAUGCUUCCAGAUGACAAUGGAGUUGGUGGAUUGGCCGAAUUGCAAACAAUUAUUGAAACUGAAAAGUACAAGGCUAGAAAUUGUAUUGCUACACUCAAUGGUGAUUUUAUGAGUGCCUCUACAUUGGCAACUCAAUACAAGGGAUAUCACAUGAUUGAUAUUUUGAAUCAUAUUGACAUUGAUUAUGUCACAUUGGGAAAUCACGAAUUUGAUUUUGGUACUCCAAAUGUUCUUCAAAGAAUUAAGGAGAGUAGAUUCAAAUGGGUUUGCUCGAAUGUUGUUCAACCAGAGGACAACACCAAGGUUUUGCCAGACACUGAAGUUUUGUCAAAACCAGGAAAUGAGGCUGUCUUUCUUCCUAGCGUGGUUGUCGCAAAGGAAUUAGUGAAGGAACUUCGUGAACAAGAUGGAUGUGAUGUUAUCAUUGCCAUGACUCACUUGACCAUUGCCGAUGACAGAGAAUUAGCCAGAUGUUGUCCAGGAAUUAAUCUCAUUAUUGGUGGACAUGACCAUUCUGUUCACACUCAAAUGCAAGGCGAUUGUUUCAUUCACAAGGCAGGACACGAUGCACAAUAUGUUUCUAGAUUGGACAUUUCUAUUGAGAAAAAGCAAACCAUUAUUAAUGGAGAAAAAUUCCAACAGGUAAAAGUCUUUCCAAGCUGCAAUAUGAUUGUCAAUCGUGGAUUUAAACCAAAUGCUAAAGUCUCAGAAGUUAUUCAACAUUAUAUGAAGCAACUUCCAGAAGGAAUUACUGAACAAAUUGGUAUUACUACAACAAAAUUGGACUCUUCGACUGAGAGUGUCAGAUCUAAGGAAACAACCUUUGCAAACUUUGUUGCUGACAUUUUUAAAGAUACGUUCAAUGCUGAGCUUGCUAUUAUCAAUGGUGGAGGAAUUAGAGGAGAUCGAAGUGACCUUUUAGAAUUGGUUGAACAGGGAGUUGCUAAAGCAGAGAACUGUAUUGGAGCAUUCCUUCACUUUUCAGCCGGAGUUUCUAUUCAAUUCGACAGCACCAAGCCUCCCAUGAGUCGAGUGGUGAAAAUGACUCUCAAUGGUGACUAUAUUGAUCCCGAUAGAAUGUAUUCGCUUGCCUCUGUAACAUACUUGUUGCAAGGAGGUGAUGGAUUAUCAGCAGCUAAAAAGGCAACCAUUAAGGAACAUCCGAAUAAUAACAAGUCGGUCUAUGACGCUGUGUGUGAAUGGAUUGAAUUAAAUCGAAAAAUUGGAGGUAAAAAGGAAGGAAGAAUUUAUGACGUUUCCAAGAGAAAUGCACCAAUGAGCUUGAAUUUUUAA